AUGAAAGAAGAUAGUAAGAAGGAAGAAAAAAAAUUUACAUCAUUUCAAAUAACUGAAAUUAUCAAAGUAAUUACUUUAGAAUGUUUUGUUUUAAGCACAGUUUAUGCUUUAGUAAAAACAAUUUCAGAAGCAAGUACAGAUAUUGCUUUACCUACUCCUAACUUAUUUUCUUAUUUAAAUUUAUCAACAGGAUUGGCAAUACUUAUUUUUAUAGGAUUUGGAUUUUAUAAAGAAUUACAAAAUGAUGAAUAUGAUAUUGAAAACAAUAAGUUUUUAAAGUACAGUGAGAUAUUAUUAACCAUUUUCUUAAUAUUUUAUCCUUUAUCAUUAUUUCAAUAUGAUAGAGGAAUAAAAGAUAAUGUUAUUAAAUCAUAUAUUACUGGUGCUUGUUUAUUUGGAAAUAUUUUAGGAGCAAAUUCUAAUAAUAAGAUUAUAGAAAUAAUUACACCAUUUGUAUUAUGUGGUUUGAACAUAGGAUUUCUAUAUUAUUUAUUAGGUUCUAAUGAUAUAUUAAAUCUAUGCAUUCAAGGAUCAACCCAAUUAAUAGUUUUUAUAUUGGUGACAAUAAUAGUAAAAUAUAUUAAAAAAGUAAACAAAAAUGAGUCAAAUAGUAUAAAACAUCAAAAAUUUUUAACAGUUUUUAAUUUUACAUUUGCCAGUUUAUUAAUAGCAAGUCAAAUGUUAACAAUAGGUAAUUUUAUAGUAUUAGUAAAAAAUGGAGUAGCUAUCCUUAGUUUUGAAACUUUGAAAGCAUUAAAACAAAUUAAUAUAUUCUCUUGUUAA
This is a messenger RNA of Hepatospora eriocheir, 783 nucleotides long. NCBI's taxonomy places the organism in Eukaryota, Fungi, Microsporidia, Hepatosporidae. The record is from the annotation of a GenBank genome assembly.